GCGCACUUCCCAGAGCCCGGGCGCUUUUGGGCGUUGCGCGGCGGCUGGCCGGAGCCGGUUACCAAGGCGACGCCUGCAAAGAUGGCUGCUGCGUCUUCGUCGGAUUCCGACAGCGGCCGAGCUGAGAGCAACGAGGCAAGUUCGAAAUGGCUGGACGCACACUACGACCCCAUGGCCAACAUCCAUACCUUUUCCGCCUGCUUGGCGCUGGCAGAUUUGCACGGGGAUGGGGAGUACAAGCUGGUGGUGGGGGACCUUGGCCCCGGUGGGCAGCACCCCCGCCUGAAGGUGCUCAAGGGACCCGCAGUGCUGACUGAAAGUCCUCUACCUGCACUGCCAGCUGCGGCCGCCACCUUCCUCAUGGAGCAACACGAGCCCCGGACGCCCGCUCUAGCACUCGCUUCAGGCCCUUGUGUGUAUGUAUAUAAGAAUCUUAGGCCCUACUUCAAGUUCAGCCUGCCCCAGCUGCCUCCAAACCCCCUGGAGCAAGAUCUUUGGAACCAGGCCAAGGAGGACCGGAUUGACCCCUUGACCCUGAAGGAGAUGCUGGAAGGCAUCCGGGAGAAGGCAGAGGUGCCUUUGUCUGUACAGUCCCUCAGGUUUUUACAGCUGGAGCUGAGUGAAAUGGAGGCAUUCGUGAGCCAGCACAAGUCCAAGUCCAUUAAGCGGCAGACAGUCAUCACCACCAUGACCACCUUAAAGAAGAACCUGGCCGACGAAGAUGCUGUGUCCUGCCUGGUGCUGGGCACCGAGAACAAGGAGCUCCUGGUACUGGACCCGGAGGCCUUCACCAUUUUGACCAAGAUGAGCCUACCCAGCGUGCCCGUCUUCCUGGAGGUUUCUGGCCAAUUCGAUGUGGAGUUCCGGCUCGCCGCCGCCUGCCGCAACGGGAACAUCUAUAUCCUGAGAAGAGACUCCACACGCCCCAAGUACUGCAUCGAGCUGAGUGCCCAGCCUGUGGGGCUCGUCCGGGUACACAAGGUCCUGGUGGUGGGCAGCACCCAAGAGAGCCUGCAUGGCUUCACCCACAAGGGUAAGAAGCUGUGGACAGUGCAGAUGCCAGCAGCCAUCUUGACCAUGAACCUCCUAGAGCAGCGCUCGCGGGGCCUGCAGGCCGUCAUGGCUGGGCUGGCCAAUGGAGAAGUCCGCAUUUACCAUGAUAAGGCCCUGCUGAAUGUCAUCCGCACCCCGGAUGCAGUGACCAGCCUUUGCUUCGGCCGCUACGGGCGGGAAGACAACACCCUCAUCAUGACUACACGGGGCGGUGGCCUGAUCAUCAAGAUCCUGAAGCGUACGGCAGUGUUUGUGGAAGCAGGAGGUGAGGUGGGCCCCCCACCAGCCCAGGCGAUGAAACUCAGUGUGCCCCGAAAGACCCGGCUUUAUGUGGAUCAGACACUGCGAGAGCGGGAGGCUGGCACCGCCAUGCACCGAGCCUUCCAGACCGACCUCUACCUGCUGCGCCUCCGGGCCGCCCGUGCCUACGUGCAGGCCCUCGAGUCCAGCCUGAACCCCGUGUCCGUGACGGCCCGGGAGCCCCUCAAGCUGCACGCUGUGGUUCAGGGCCUGGGCCCCACCUUUAAGCUCACGCUUCACCUGCAGAACACAUCAGCAGCCCGGCCCAUUCUGGGGCUGCUGGUCUGCUUCCUGUACAACGAGGUGCUCUAUGCUCUGCCCCGGGCCUUCUUCAAGGUCCCCUUGCUGGUGCCAGGACUCAGCUACCCGCUGGAGACCUUUGUGGAGAGUCUCAGUGACAAGGGCAUCUCAGACAUCAUCAAGGUGCUGGUGCUUCGAGAAGGCCAGAGCGCACCGCUGCUGAGUGCCCAUAUCAACAUGCCCGUGAGCGAGGGACUGGCAGCCGCCUGACCCCUGGACUGGUGUUGAGAGAGCCCUGCGGAAUCAGGACCAGGAAGUACAGCUCCUUGCACCGAGCUGGGCGGAGCGAGUGGCCCCAGGCCCAUUCCCCAGUGUUGGGGCUACAGUUUCCUUCUCCCAUGUGUCUCGUUU
Messenger RNA from Mustela lutreola (European mink), 2004 nucleotides. It is a transcript of the gene BBS1, whose product is annotated as Bardet-Biedl syndrome 1. Gene Ontology annotation, biological process: non-motile cilium assembly; protein localization to cilium. The transcript is spliced from 17 exons. Gene Ontology annotation, molecular function: smoothened binding; patched binding. Bases 82 to 1863 code for a protein of 593 amino acids. Gene Ontology annotation, cellular component: axoneme; centrosome; BBSome. Lineage: Eukaryota; Metazoa; Chordata; Mammalia; Carnivora; Mustelidae. The record is from RefSeq and is a predicted model, not a curated record.